Molecule: messenger RNA, 816 nt
Organism: Gasterosteus aculeatus aculeatus (three-spined stickleback)
Lineage: Eukaryota; Metazoa; Chordata; Actinopteri; Perciformes; Gasterosteidae
Product: apolipoprotein D
Biological process (GO): tissue regeneration; brain development; lipid transport
Cellular component (GO): cytoplasm
Molecular function (GO): lipid binding
Source: RefSeq, a predicted model, not a curated record
UUAGAGUCGCUAAGCUAACAACUACCUGUAGCGUAAUGUUUACCGGAGACAAAUAAGUAUCAAUCUUUGAAUCAAACUUAUUUUCGGGCAAAGAUGUGGUAUUAACAAGAUGAAGGCCAUGCAGGUGAUUUUCUUGACUCUUCUGGUUGUCCUGGUAACCAGCGCUCAGGUGUUGAAGUCCGGCAAAUGUCCCAAACCAGCUGUUCAGGCCAACUUUGACGCUUCCAAGUACCUCGGUAAAUGGUACGAGAUCAAGAAGCUGCCAAACCGCUUCCAGCUGGGAGAGUGCAGCACUGCCCUCUACAACCUGAAGAGUCCUGGAGUCAUCGAGGUCCUCAACAGCGAGCUGCUUGGCGAUGGAACCAUUAGUUCUGUCGUUGGCACUGCCACAGUCAAGGACCCCUCUGAUCCUGCCAAGCUGGAGGUCACCUUCUUUCAAGGAACUCCUCCUGGUCCGUACUGGGUUCUGUCCACAGACUACGAGAGUCACUCCCUGGUCUACGGCUGCACCGACUACGGCCUGUUCCACCUCGAGUACUCGUGGAUCCUGAGCAGAGAGCCCACUCUGCCCGAGGAGACCUUAGAGGAGCUGGAUGGCAUCUUGUCCUCGAUCGGAGUCGACGUGAACAAGUUGGACCCAACCAACCAGAAUGAGGCUUUCUGCAGCGCCAUGCACAAGUAAACAGAGAUAGUCCCGUUUCAGCCUCUGCAAGACGAGGCGACUUGGAUCCAUGACGAGAUGACACACAGCUGCAGUGUGAGCUGCUUCCCCCUGUGGAUACAUCAAGCAAAGUCAUUGCAAUAAAAAAGUGAAAA